AUGGAUGUCCCUACGCUUUGCGUUCUGUGCUCUUCGGGCCAUGAAUCCCAUCAGCACUUGUUCUUUUUGUGCCCAUUUGUCUAUGCUGUCUGGUCUCACUUCUCCAGAAGCGCUUGGCAAGCUGCUCCGUCUUCUAUGCUCGAUGUGGUAGAUAUUGUUGCUGUCUCUGCUCGAUUUCGGGUGGGGUUAUGGUUUAUUGCAUCUGGUGCGAAAGGAAUUUUCGCAUUUUCAAGCAGGUGGCCACUUCUGAAGCAGGGGUUGAUCACGCUUGUUGAUUGGCUGAUCCGGGAUCGGCUCCUUUCCAUCCCUCCUUUCAGACCAGAGUCUCCGUUUCUGCUCCAGCUGUUCUUCUCCCUUACCUUUCGGCCUCCUUAG
Molecule: messenger RNA, 375 nt
Organism: Brassica oleracea var. oleracea
Lineage: Eukaryota; Viridiplantae; Streptophyta; Magnoliopsida; Brassicales; Brassicaceae
Exons: 1
Coding region: 1-375 (124 amino acids)
Source: RefSeq, a predicted model, not a curated record